AUGGAUAUUCGCCGGCCAUCAUGCGCCCUCGCUCUUAUCCUCGUUUUCUGCUUAACAGAACAUGCACAAUGCAUGAACACAAAGAUAAACUUCAGGGAGAAGGAGAAACAGAUCCUAGAUCAGAUCCUAGGCCCGGGCCGGUACGACGCCCGUAUCAGACCAUCCGGUAUCAACGGCACUGGCGAUGCGCCAACGAUAGUGCGUGUCAACAUGUUUCUUCGAUCCAUCAGCAAAAUAGAUGAUUACAAAAUGGAAUACUCUGUACAAUUGACGUUCAGGGAACAAUGGUUAGACGAAAGGCUCAAAUUUAAUAAUUUGGGAGGCCGUCUCAAGUACCUAACAUUGACGGAAGCGAACAGGGUAUGGAUGCCGGAUCUAUUCUUCUCCAACGAGAAAGAGGGCCACUUCCACAACAUCAUCAUGCCGAACGUGUACAUACGUAUAUUUCCCAACGGAAACGUGUUAUACAGCAUCCGAAUCUCCCUCACACUCUCCUGCCCCAUGAACCUCAAGCUGUACCCGUUGGACAAGCAAACGUGCUCUUUGAGAAUGGCCAGUUACGGCUGGACGACAGACGAUUUGGUGUUCCUGUGGAAGGAGGGCGAUCCAGUACAGGUUGUGAAAAAUCUUCAUCUACCACGUUUCACUCUUGAAAAGUUCCUGACUGAUUAUUGUAACAGCAAAACAAAUACUGGUGAAUACAGUUGCCUGAAGGUGGACCUGUUGUUCAAGCGAGAGUUCAGUUACUAUCUUAUCCAAAUCUACAUCCCGUGCUGCAUGUUGGUCAUCGUAUCCUGGGUGUCCUUCUGGCUCGACCAGGGAGCUGUGCCCGCCAGGGUCUCCUUAGGAGUGACAACGCUCCUCACGAUGGCUACCCAAUCGUCAGGCAUCAACGCUUCUUUACCUCCCGUCUCGUACACAAAAGCCAUUGACGUCUGGACCGGGGUCUGCUUGACUUUUGUUUUUGGGGCGUUACUGGAAUUUGCCCUAGUCAACUACGCGUCCCGUUCCGACAUGCACAGAGAGAACAUGAAGAAAGCGAGACGGGAGAUGGAAGCGGCCGCUAGCAUGGACGCAGCUUCCGAUCUGUUGGACACGGACAGCAACGCCACCUUUGCAAUGAAGCCGUUGAUGCACGACGGCGUGGUCGACUCCAAGAUGCGUCAGUGCGAGAUCCACAUCAGCAAGAAGCGCAAGAACUGCUGCCGCCUCUGGAUGUCCAAAUUUCCUACUCGCUCCAAGAGGAUAGAUGUCAUCUCCAGGAUCACCUUUCCGCUUGUAUUCGCCCUCUUCAACUUGGCCUACUGGUCGACAUACCUGUUCCGCGACGAGGACGAGGAGCAGUGA
Molecule: messenger RNA, 1347 nt
Organism: Parnassius mnemosyne (clouded apollo)
Lineage: Eukaryota; Metazoa; Arthropoda; Insecta; Lepidoptera; Papilionidae
Source: the annotation of a GenBank genome assembly